UAAAGUUUUAUUUUGUUUUGGUUAAAAAAAAACUCUUUAGCUAAAGCUAACCCCUGAACUCAUGACACAGCUUUUUUUUCUUGAAUACAUAAUUAAUUAACCACCGGAAAUUGAUUAAAAAUGAGUUUAGACUCAUUGUUUCAACAAGUCCUUUUGACUGAACAGCAGCAGAGUGAGCAAAUACAAAAGUUAAAGGACGUCAAAGUAUCAAUUAUAAAAUGCAACGAAAAGAUCAAAAAUGCAACUGAAAAGUAUGAAAACAUCAAAGAGGAGCUAAACAAAAAGGCUCCGCGGUUGUGCAUACUCCGGCUGCAGUGUGAUUUGAUGAGGAAGACUGAGGAUUUGAUGUUGAAGCACAUCGAGGAGCUGAGCUGUCAGAGGAACCACCUGGGAGAAAGUCUAGCCAAGAUAAGGAGGGAGUCAAAAGAAGAGGAGGAACAUUUCCUCCAGGAGAUCUCAGGGUUCAACAGAGACUUCAGUCUGCAGGGGAACAAAGUGACGCUUUUGGAGAGCCAAACUCGCUCGGAGCUGCAGCUUCUGCAGAGGGAGGAGGAGGCUUUACACAAAGAGAUGGAGGCCAUGACAGCGGAGAACGACCACAUGAGAGCUGCGGCGGAGGAAAAGAACGCCCUCCUGCUUGACCUGGAGGUCGUGAAAAACACGGAAAGAGUCUCAGCAUGGCUUCUUAUUCUACCUCCGUUUGCUUUCCCACCGUCUGCAGUGAGCAGUUUCUCUGACCUGGAUGGACGCCUGAAGGAGGCCAAACUGACGACUGAAUCUCUGAAACUGGAGAGCCAGUUUGUCAGUCAGAAACAUCUCACAGACAGUACGUGUGUUAGCUCCAGGGACAAAACGCCUGCUGCUGGAUUUCAUGCGGCUCCAAAGUUUAAUCCUUUGAUGAAAAGCACAGCCUGACCAUGCUGUCCACGGAGAGCUCUGGCACUGCCUGCUGGAGUGGGGCUUUUGUGGUCACUUGCAACAACUCCAGCUUCAAACCUGCACUUCUUGCUUAAAGGAAUACAUAAAAACGACAACAAAAAGAAUUGUGAAUUGAAAAUUGCUCUGGUUUCCUUUAGCUUUCCUUGCACUCAUCUCCUGGAGGCUGAUGUACAAAUGGAAACAAAACGACCACAAGAAGAUUCUUACAAGUCCUUCUCUCCGAAAAAAGCUAGAUACCCAAUAUAAAAUAAAUCCAAUUUAAGAAUUUUUGGUUGCAUGUGAUGUGUGCGGAUGCUAGACUUGGUGUGCCGAGCAAAUCCAUUUAUGUUUGUGGAUUUAAAAAUGAGACAGUCUGUCAGCAUGUGAGUUAUUGGUUUAAUUUUCCCCUUUACGAGGCUGUAAAUGAAUGCCAUUUGAAGAAUGCGCCCAAGGCUCAUAAACGUGUCUGUAUUGAGACAGCAGAUCUAGUUAAGCUCAUUUGAUGUAAAGUGAGAUGAAGACGAAGAAACGGAAAUAUUGUUUACAUCCCUCCGUAUCAUUUCUGAUAAAGAAUCUUUGUCAUAAA
Molecule: messenger RNA, 1504 nt
Organism: Oryzias melastigma (Indian medaka)
Lineage: Eukaryota; Metazoa; Chordata; Actinopteri; Beloniformes; Adrianichthyidae
Gene: ccdc172
Product: coiled-coil domain containing 172
Exons: 8
Coding region: 121-915 (264 amino acids)
Cellular component (GO): cytoplasm
Source: RefSeq, a predicted model, not a curated record